AUGAAUAGAAUAAACAUUUGUAGUAAUAGUAGAAUUUGUAGUAAUAGUAUAAAAUUUAUAAUAUUGAUAACAACAAUAAUAUUGUUAUUAUUUUUAGAUAAAGGGAAUUGUAUGAUAUAUGAUAGAGAGUUUUCAUUUAGUGGUAAUUAUUAUAUGGUUGAACAAUAUGGAUAUGAUAGUAAUGGAUUUGCAGAUAUAAAUAUAAAGAAGCUUCAAUUGGAUGGUACAAUUGUUUUAUAUAAUACUACUACUACAAUGGGCGGUAAUAAUAAUAAUAAUAAUAAAAAUAAUAAUAAUAAUAAUAAUAAUACUUCACCAGUUUAUACAGGUAGUACAGGUGGUGUAAUAAUACCAAUUAAUAAUAUUACACUAUGGAUAUGUCAAGAUAGAGAUUAUCAAUCAGUAAUUGGUUCAACACCAACCAAUACAAUUGAAACUAAAUUAUGCGAUGGUACAGCAACUUUAUCAAAUUGUCCAAUAAAUAAUAUUCCAUUAUAUCAAGGUUUUAAAGGUACAUUUGAUAUACCAGAUUCCGAUAUGUAUAGAGUUAUCAUUUUAAAAUGUACAGAUACUAGAACUGCUUCCAUUGAUAUGUCAUUCACCCUAACAAAUAGAAAUGGUCAAUUGGAGAAAGGUUACCUUCAAUUACCUCUACUCUAUCGUUAUAUUAUGAUAAUAUUUUGUUGUUUAUUUUUUACUGUUACAAUAUUUUGGUAUUGUCAUAAAAGUUCUUUAAAUAUUUUACAUAUUGUUUUAUAUAUUGUAUUAGUUUUAAAAUUAAUAUUAAUUAUCGUUCAAUAUUCGUUUUGGACAGAUGCAAAUAAUCUUGGUACUUAUAGUAUGGCAUUAUGGUAUAUUCAAAAUAUAUUUUAUUCCUUUUCAGAAACAGCAUUUUUCCUUACUUUAUUUAUAUUAUCAAGGGGAUUAAGAGUAACAAGACAAACUUUAUCAAGAUCAGAAUUAAAGGCAAUUUUUGUGGUAGGAUUCUUCCUUUGUGGUGUUUUAUUAUUUUUUAGGUUCUAUAAUGAUAUUUAUUAUUUCCUUAGUUUAAUGAUUCUUUACUUUUUUAUGAUGCCAAAAAUAUUUACAAAUAUUACAAAGAAUUUAAGAAUUCUUUAUUCUCAUUCAAUUUUAUCAAGGUAUAUUAAUAAUUUAGAACAAGUAAAUAAUUUAUCAGAAAAGAAAAGAGUUUUUACAAAUUUAAGAACUUCAGUAGUUUUAUAUUUAGGUGCGAUUUUAUUUGUAAAUAGUUUAAGAAUUGUGAUGGUAUGGUCUUUAUAUUGGUUGGCAUUCACUUUAUCAGAACCAAUAUUCAUAUUGAUGAUAUCUUUUCUUUGUUACUCUUUUAAACCAAAUAAUACCUCACAAUCAAUUUUUAGAAAUCCAAAUUUAGAUGCUGUGGAUUUCUCAGAGAUUGCUCAAAAUAUUCAAAAUCUAUUAAAUCCUGUUGAUCCUGUACUCCUCUCAACUAUCAUGGAGAUUAGAUCAUUUGAUCCAACAACUUGUCAUAUCAUCAAAUAUCCAAGUCAUCAACAUUCAAAAUAUUCUUUGGCUGUACUCGAGCAACCAACUUUAAUUGAUAAUAAUAAUAAUAAUGAUGACGAUGAUAAAAAAGAUUAA
Molecule: messenger RNA, 1620 nt
Organism: Dictyostelium discoideum AX4
Lineage: Eukaryota; Evosea; Eumycetozoa; Dictyosteliales; Dictyosteliaceae
Exons: 3
Coding region: 1-1620 (539 amino acids)
Cellular component (GO): membrane; cytosol
Source: RefSeq, a predicted model, not a curated record